Molecule: messenger RNA, 12851 nt
Organism: Cinara cedri
Lineage: Eukaryota; Metazoa; Arthropoda; Insecta; Hemiptera; Aphididae
Source: the annotation of a GenBank genome assembly
CGCGGCGGGCGGGGCGCGGUGCUAGUCUAGAACAGCGUGCUGUCAUAUUCACGCGCCGGUGUUCCGAUCGCACCGUUCGUGAACGGUCGUUUCGGGUAGCGAUCGUCGCCAGCACACUAAUAUUCCCAGUGCAUUUGGUGACGGCAGAGUGGCGCGUCCGAUCUGGUCCAAAUUGCUGUGCGUACAUCAGGAAGCGGGAUCGACGCCACGCAUUGUCGUACACGUGAUAUACGUGCAAUACGCGUAUAAUAAAUAAUACCUAAUACAAGAGGUGCUGAACACUACUACGGUAUUUUCGAGUUGACAAUAUUAUUGGUGCUGGACAUCAUCGGUAAGCAUUAUACCCACCGAUCGGUAUGCCGACGACGGAGAUGAUCGUGUACAAGACGUGCAUCAUGUCCGUCUUGGGUUUCGGAUCGUUUAUGUUGGGCGUCUUGCCCAUGAAACUUACCGAAUGGUGUGGAAAAUGGUCGGCCACUAGUGCCACCGCUGACAUCAUGGCGAUGCCGACGACAUCGCCAGCACGCAGCCAUUCGCGUCAUUCGGAUCACGACGGCGGUGACCCGAACAACGCCGGGUCACGGGUAAAGUCGCUGUUGCUGUGCUUCGGCGGUGGCGUGUUGCUGUUCACCACGCUUUUGCACCUGCAGCCCGAAGUCCGUGAAGGCGUCAAACGGUUGCAGACGGCCGGAAAGCUGCCCACGGGCCAAGGCACCGAACACUUGGGCGACAUGAUAUUCUGCGCCGGGUUUUUCUUGGUGUUUCUCGUGGACGAGAUCGUGCACUUGGUAGUGGAUCGGUACCUGGCCAUUAACGUUGACCAAAGCUCGGCCGAAGACGUGCUACACCGGUCUAUGAGCCUGCGCCGACGGACCAUAUCAUCCAUGUCGCAUUCUUACGCGAUAAACGAAUCGCCAAACUCGACACUCGAAUUCAAAAACGGCGCCGUCAAGUCCUCGGUCAGCAUCAAGGAGCUGUUCAACAAUGCCGGCAAGGAGAAGCGAUACCAGACGACGCAUACGAUGGCUGCGUUGGGCGACGAUCUGAGCCACAGUGACCAGCCGUUCCAGCACGUACAGUUGAGCUGCGGCGAUGAUGCUGAAGAACAGAUGGACCUGCGGGGCAGCGAGGACUUCCAUCGCAAUCAUGACGAACACUCGUUCCACUGCCUGUUGACCGUGAUUGCGCUGUCAUUCCACGAAAUUUUCGAGGGCAUAGCCAUCGGUCUGGAGAAGUGCGUCGAUAAAAUUUGGUAUUUGCCCAUCGCCGUGGCCACCCACAAGCUGGUCAUCGCCUUCUGCAUCGGCUUGGAACUCGCUUAUUCCAAGACCCGGAGAUCGGUGAUCGUCUUGUGCGUGGCCACGUUCGCCGUCGUCACGCCCGUGGGUAUCUUCAUCGGCAUGGUGCUCAGUCAGUUCGACAGCGACGAACAGUCCAGCUCCUCCGGACGAGUAGCUAUCACCCUGCAGGGGCUGGCCGGAGGUACUCUUUUGUACGUCGUUUUUUUCGAAGUACUGGCCAGACACAAACAGCCAGGAUUCUCGCACGUAUUUGCCAUAAUGUUUGGGUUCUGCGUUCUAUUCGUAUUACAAGUACUGAGUGAGUAUAUUUUUAGUUUUUUAUGAGUACUUACUUAACCUCAUAUAACCUUUUAAGAAUACGGAAAGUUUGGAAGGUAUAGAAUAUAAUAUGAUUAAGUGUAUGCAAUAAAAACAAAGCUAAAUCGUUGCAUACAAAAAAUCGAUUCUGAGCGAAGUUCUGUUAUGUUUUUUCCACGUGUAUCCGAGGUAAGCCUUCAAAAAUUGACAAAAAUAUAACUAAGAUAUAUAUAUACAUUUGAUACUAGUUAAUUAAAUUUAUUUUUUUUUAAAAAACUGUUAAGAAUUUAAAAAAUGUUUACAAAUCAAAAUUCGCAAAAAAUCGGUAAAAAAAAUCGCACUUUUAAAAAUACGACAUAAAAAAUGUAGAACAAUUUUUUUACUAACUGAAAACAUUUUUCUUAAGAUAAAAACCAAAACAAGAACCUAUAUCUGGAGGGUGAAUUGUUUUUAAAUUCUCUUCCCAAAAAAAUUUAGGGAAGUAUAUCGGUAAUUCACAUAUUUUAAAGUACUGCAUAAGAAAAUUGGAGCGUUGUACUUAAUAAAAAAGGGUUUAAAAAAUGUUUGUUGAAAAAUUAAUAAGAAUUUUGAAAACAAAUUUCAAAUAAAUAAAUGAAUAUUACAUAAAAAAAACACUUUAGUAAAACUAAUAAAUUCUUCUAUACAUUCAUAUUUUAAAAAGAGCUGAUACUAGACACGCACGUGCCACUGAUAACAGUAACACGCGUCCAUCUAUAAAGAUGGGAAUUUGGGAAGGUAGGAUACAUAAAGUGUUUUAAUUUAUACUUGUAAGCAAAAAUAAAUCAUUGUCAACGGAACAAGAUUUAGAGCGAAGUUCGUUUUUACACGAUCUUUCGAUCAUUCGCUUCACUCCGAAUCUAAAAAACGAAAAAAAACCUAUACCAAAGACUAAAUACAAACAGAUAAAUAAAAAUGGUACGAUGGGGUUGGUAUCUAUUCUUAUAAUCUUUAAUGUGGUAUAUUAAAUUAUAAAUACCCACCACUAUAGUGGCUUGACAUAAUUUAUUUCAUGAGUCCCGUUAAGAUUUUAUUUAUUAUUAUACUAAUCUAUUGCUAAUCUAACCUAUAGUUUGAAAACCUAUCUAAUCAUCUACAUUCCACUAUCAAGUCCUACACUCCUGUACCAUUAUACCAAUACCCACACAUCCACCCACUGACUUGGGUUCCGGGACUCAAAAAACUGCGUAUGUGAAUAUACCUUAUAUUAUAUAAUGUCGGUGCCAAUAUUAUAAUAAUAUUAUUUUAAUUAUUUUACGAGGUUGAAACAAUAUUGUUUCGUUUUUAACCUGCGUCUAAGUCAAGAGUUCAACAUUUUACGUUUCGAUAAAAUAUAUACAUAAAAGCUGAUAGUCAUAGGUAUAUACAAGAAACAUUAAAAUAAACAGAAAUAAAACAACAUAAUAUAUGUAUAGGCACUUGUAAAUUCUAUAUUGAAUAGUAUACCAUAUCGUUUUAUUUUUAUAAAAAUCUCAAUUCGUCGAUUCUCUCUAUAAUAGUGCCUACACAUAGUGCCCAUACAUUUUAAUGUAUGUGAACAAUUUUUUUAUGCAUUUUUUAAAAUGUAUUUAAUAAAAAAAAUCACCUGGAAGGCUUUUUUUUAUAUAGAAUUUCUGAUCUAGUGACUGUAUCGAGAGGUCAAUUUGAUUUCCCCUGCCAUUUAUUAACAAUCGGAAAAACCGGGAAAAACGGACAAAAUACGCCAAUAAAAGAUUAAUUUAUCAAAUUUUUUUCUCCUAGACAUUUUUCUCUAAAUUUCAAAGUAGGUAGAUUAGGUACAUCCUUAGUAGGCCUGGUACAUUUUCUGAAAGAAAAUGUUGUCUAGUUAGUGCAUAAUUAGGACGUAGUAUUUUGAUUUAUCUAAUAGUUUCAUUGUUAUCGAUUUCGGUUUUUGUUAUAAAUUGUAAUUUGGUUAAAAAUAAGUCGCAUUGCUUUAAUAAGCUCUUCCUGAGUGUGUUAAAAUGUUGAAAAAAUAAUGAAAAUUUGUAUGCAACCUAUUGGUAUUUUAAAUUAUUUUUUAGUUAUUAUAUGGUUUAAUAUGAGUGAAAUUAUUUUGGCCAAUCAGAAAUUCAUUCAUCGUGAAGUUCAUCAUAAGUUUUACUAAAGAGAAUUUGGACGCAAUGUAGUAGUUUUUUAUAUGAGCUUUUUAAGAGGUUAACUUCUGUCAGAACCGUAAUUCGUUAGUAAUGAUUUAUAUAGUUAUGCACAGAUAUAAAAUAAAUAAUUAUAUAUGUAUCUUACCUUUUCAACUUUCCAUUUACAAUAGUAACACAUCCAUCAGCAGUAAAACAGUAUCAGCUAGUAAUGAGUGGUUUAAUUGCUUAUAAGCCGUCUAUGUAUUUUCUCUAACCAAGUAUUUCGAUAGUUAACAAAACUAAAUCAUAAAAAGACGGACAUACUUCGCACAAUAGGUGGGCAAUUGUUGAAGAUGAGAAGUUAGAAAUGUAGGAUAUAAAGGGGAAAUUAAUAUACAUAUUUACGCGAAGAUUAAUCAUUGCUAACAAAAAACGGUUCUGAACGGAGUUCGGUUAUACCUUAUAUGUAUUUUAAAAGGCCAUAAUAUUUACAAUUUUCGUCAAAAUUUAAAAUAAAACAUGCUUAUGAACAAAAAAAAAUAUGACAUUAAAGUUAACUUUUUAUAAAUAUUAUAAAGAACCUCCUGUUAAAUUUUCAAGCGCUUCUAUUUGAACUGACAAUUCUAUCCACAGAAUACAUUUCAAAUAAAAAUUAUGUAAAAAAAAACUUGUCAUAUUAAAAUGCCUAUAAAAAGCUCAAAAAAAGCCUUAAAUGGUUUUAAAAUUUUACCACGUCUAGAAACGGCAAACAUGAAUUUUCUAUCAAUAUUUACAGUCUCUAAGAAUAUUUUCAACUGCAGUACAACAAAAAAACAAAUUGAAAAUAAUAAAAACCUUAUUUUCGUUAAUUAUUCGGUUUUUCCCACGUUUUUUCCAAAUUAUUUUGAAACAACAAAGAAAAUCAAAAAAUUACUUUCUUAAAGUAUCAUUCCAGGAAAAUAUAAUUUCAGAAAAAGUGCUACACUAGAAAAUCAGAGCAAAAUUUCUGGUAGAAUUUUCGUCACAGUAUAAAAAAAAAAAAAAAUAAUAAACAGCAAUGUUAAACCAAUACAUUCCUUGCUUCGAUCAGAAAUUAAAACAAACAAAAUUAAACACUGGAACUAUUGGCACAGGUAGGGGGAUUUAGGCACCCCCUUGAAAACAUUUGUGAUAUUUAAACCUAUGGGUUCAUCAAAUUGUUUUUAAAUCCAUUUCGAACCGACAAGAACCACUCGAGCUAUAAUAGUCUUGCCUAUUAAUAUUGAGAAAUCAGAUUUUUUCCAUGGGAAAAGGAAAACUCGUUGUGGAACUUGAAUUGUUUUGGAGCAUCAGGGAGCAAUACAACUCCGAUACUAUAUGAGUUGGAUUACUCCCCAGGCCCAUACCUACGGAAGACAAAAGGAGAAUUCCCCCUUUCUUGACCUAAUCGUUGCCCUCCAACAAGUUAUAAAUGUGUAUAUGUAGUUAUAUGUUAUGGUCUAGUAGGCGAGGUCCCCCUAAAAUUUGGUUUGCCCCACCUGAUGAUUUGGUCUGUUGCCCCUAUUAUUUAUUUCAGUAAUAUUCUUUGUAAAACAAUAAAAAUGAUAAUAAUAUAAAAUAACUACUUAUGAAUAACAAUAUUAUUAUACUACUUUCAAAAAAAUGGUGAAAUUUGAUUAAAAAAUCAUAAGUGGGUUAGUUAAAAAAUGAAACAUGUAAUGAAUUGUGUGGAUGUAAUGAAUCAUAUAUUGAAAUGCAUAUUUCAUCUAUCUUACUUAUUUGAAGAAUCUGUAGCGAACAAUAACAUUCUACUUCCGCGAAAAUGUAUUGUAAUGUUUAACCAAACUUAUAUCACUUUUAUCUGCCUAUAAAAUAAUUCUAAUAUUCAUGAGUUUAAGCACAUUAGGUCCAGAAGAAGCUACUAAAAUUGUCAAAAAGUAACAGGACAAAGAUACAGUACUAAUUAUAGACUCUGAUUUCAAGGAAAAUUCAACAGAAACAAAUUUUAAUUUUGUUUUAAAACCUGGUAAUUUAUGUGUUUUAAUUCGUACAUUUUAUUAAGUUUUGUUACUUACUUAAAUAUACAUUAUACUGUUGAUGUUUAUUUAUUUAUAUUAUCUUUUAAUAAUUAUAUUUGUUCAGAUAAGGUCUAAUAAAUGUACCUAGUAUAAAAAGUUAAAAUUCAAUAUUAGUAGAUAGGUACCUUAUCGGUUUGUUAUAAUAUUUCUGUCCGGUCGUCUAGAUGAUUAUAGAAUUUAGAACAUUUCAGAUUGGAAGAAGACAGACGAUUUUUCACACGUAUAAAUAAAUCUAAACGUUAUUUUUUUUUUCUGAGAAUAGUGCCCAACAAUAUGAUAAUUGUAUUACACAAACGUUAUAUUGAAUUAAUAUUGUUUUAUAUAAACUACCGCGGGCUUGUUCCAGUAUUAUACAUAUGUUAAGGUUAAUGUUGUAAAAUCAGUCGUUAUAAUUAUAAACUUUAACCUAUUUUAUGCUGUUCGUUUUAAUAUUGGAGUGCAUUGGCCUAUUACCUAAUUUAAGGGUAAGCAUGUUGUUUGUGUUUGUACGUAGGUUUUUGUCGAUAUUAUAAUUUUUAAUCCAGAUUAGAUGAUUUUUAAUUUGGAAUAUUUCACGUGUUUGUAACUCACUUGAAAAUUAAAACACCGAGAAAAACUAACGUACAAAAACAGACAAUAUGCUUACCUUUAAGUUUGAUUAUAGACUCAUUUACUCUACAGUAUUAAAACUAAAACAGCAUAAAAUCGGUUUUUUUUUUUUACAAAAAGUAUAAAUAAAACGACAUUAACCUAACAUAUAUAUUAUAUAUGAAAUAGUAUAGUUUAAAAAAGUUUAAAGAAAAAUAGAAUAGAAAAAUUAUAUACCUAACCGAGACGAAAAAACCUUACAAUGUUAUCAAUAUUAUAGUAUGUAUUAAAUGAUGUAAUUUUGAUUAUUAUAGCAAUUAAUAUUAUAAAAGUAUACAAUUAAGUGAGAAAAAUACAUGUUUAAAUAAUAAUUGUAAUUAACAAUACAUUUAUUAUUUCCAUUAUUGAUUAAAUAUUGCAGAAAUCAAUUAAUUAGGAGUAAUAUUUAUCAUAAUACAAUAUAAUAUAUUUAUACACAAUACUAGUUUACAUAAUACAAGCAUGCAGAUAAUGCAUCUGAAUGGUAUUAUUGUAAUUUAGUAUAGUAAAAAUUUAACGGGGAAACAAUUAUUGUUAUAAAAAAAAUAAUCUGGACAUUCCACUACGCGUUUGUCACUGUUUUAAAUGUGAUAUUCGAAACGUAGGUAUAGACAUAGCAAAAUAAGUAUAUAGGGUUGGUAAUAUUUAGUUUAUACAAGAGUAACGAUAAAUCAUAACAAUAAAAAAACACAAUCUAAUAUUUCAUAAAUUUGUAUCUAAAAAAAAAAACUACACCCAUCACUAAAUUGAAUUUCCCUUCCCUCUAUUUUGUGUUAUAGAACUUUUCAAAACAAUAAAUAACCGAUCACUAUAAUAAUAUAUAAGAAAAUUAUACUACUUACAAACAAAUUAAGAAAUUUGAAUACACAAAUUAUAAGGGGGGAGUUAAAAAUUGAAACUCCCAAAGUCAUAUCCUUGAUACUAUAACGCUAUGCAUGUACAAAAUUAUAUCCCAUAGAUUAAUAUGGGAGUCUUUAGGAAUAUAUAAAGUUAGGACAACAAUCUCUACCCGCAAUGACAUAGUAAAAUUCAUUGUGAAAUUCUUCCGGAUUUUAAAUAUUUCAAUCCACCUAUAAAACAACUUUAAUUCCCUAGUAUGAGGUGAUUUGGUCCAGAGAAAGUCACUAGUGGUGUGCUAAAGAAACGAGAAUAAGAUAUCUAUUUAUAUAUAUUAUAGACAAAAUACAGUGCAAUAGUUUCUUUUUUCAGAGAAAAUUCAACAAAAAUAAAUCACCAAUCGAAAAAAGUGUUUUUUGAGAAAAAAAGAAUCUAGGGAGUGAAUUGUUAACAUUUCAUCAAAUGUUUCAAAUAAAGUACAUCAUGCAGGAACUUCCGCAUCUUUUAAAAUUUUACGCGAAAAUAUUUGAACAGUUCGUUUGCCGAAAAAUUGUUUUCCGAAAAAAAAACACAUCUUAUUAGUAAAAAAAUAUAUAUAUAUAUAAUUCCAUAAUUAAUUUUAAUAUUAUUCGGCUUUAGAAUGCAUAUUCACUAUCAUGUUUUUUUUUCUUUUUUCUAGCCAUGAGAUUAUUUGUUCUUUGAUUCUUUUAUAAGUACCUAUAAUUACGAAUAGGUACAUUCAUAAUUGUAAUUGGUUUAUAGAUUUUCGUAGCUAAAACAAAUUAAAUUAAUCAUAUUGUAUUAUACACGUAUACACUUAAAUUUAUAAAUCACUUGUACAUUUAAUUAGAUAGGGAUGUAGGUAUAUUGAUUAGAGAUCAAACAAUAGUUCAUGUAUACAGGGUAAUCAAUAAACCGUCGAUUUUAUCGAAGGAUUUUAAGUGGAUUCGUUUAUACGUCUUUUUUCAAUCAUUAUGGAAUAAGCUUUAUUUUAACAUUGUUUUAAAUGUUGUACCUUUUUAAAUCAAAAUACACUUGAUUUUCAAAUAUGAACUGCCCAUUUCAAACACAGAUUCCCAGGAAGAUAAUAAAUUAAUCAUAUCCAAUAUUUUGGACAAUACAUUGGUAAUAUUAUAUUAAGCCUCCGGUCUAAAAUUUUAACACUAAAUAGUGUUAUUCGUAUUAAUAUUUCCCAUUCGAAUGCAUGUUUAAACGGGGUUACUAUAUACGAAAAUCAUUAGUGUUAAAAUAAACCUUAAACGAUUUAAUAUAAUGAUUGAAAUAAAAAACAGAAAACGAAUUAGUUUAAAAUCCUCCAAUCAAGUUGCUGGUUCAUGAUAAAUGGCUUAUCCUGUAUAAUUAUAGUGCACAUCUUAUGUGCGCAAUAGAUGGGAAAAUAUUAUGAUAUCAGGUAAGUAAUUAAUAGAGCUAGGAUUUUAAGGUAGGAAUAUAAAACAGUUACAUAUUUUUUACAGUGAUAAUAAAUAAAUAUAAAUACAAUAAAUAGUAUUAAUCGAGGUGAGUGAUGAAUUCAAUUAAACAAUUUUUUUUAAUUGUGUUUUACUUAAGAAUACUCGUAAUAUUUUAAUUCCUCAGGAAUACUAUUUUAUACUCAUUUAUUGAAUUUGAAUACUCAUGAAUUUUAUACUCAUAGUUUCCAUUAGUUCCGAUUUUUCUCCCGUAUGUUUUGACAAUUUUUUUUUUUUUUACUAUUGUUGAUAUUUUCUGUCAAUUUAUCGGCAGGAAUACUGCUAAUACCUAUAAAAGCGUUAAUGAAAUAAUAUUCCGUUAUCCGAAAAUCACAUAUAACGUGACGAGCUGUAGUUGGCGUACACAUGUUUUGUGAUUUCUCUUAUGUAUCUGUUUUUAGGGUCAUUGGAAUGUCUAAAAAGUAUAUUUUUAUUUUAUAUAUUUUAUUUCUUAUAUAAGUUAUAAUACUGCUUAAGAGUAUAUCCAUAAUAUUUAUGAUAAUGAAAUUGAUUAUAUAAGUAAUUUUCACGAAACUAUUCAACAAAUUUUUCAAAACAAUUUUUUACACCAUAUUAUUAAAUACAUUCUGCACUCCAUACGCACAAAAAUAAUACUAAAAUAAAAUGUAGGUUCAACAAUUUAAGUAUUUUGAAUAUAGUAUAACGUUAGUUUAAUAACGUGACAUUAGUAUAAAUAAUAAAGAAAUAUUUAAUUAUUUGUAAACAAAAAUAAACAGAAAGACGUAUACAAUUGCAUUUAAUGCCAUUAAAAAACUCAAAAUAAAUGUAUAAUGUUAAAUAAUAUUGCUAAUAUAACGAUUACUUGAACUUGAGACAGAAAUACUCCUUUAAUAAUGUACAUUUAAAUUAUUGUUACAGACUUUGCAAUCACAUAUUUUUUUUUGUUUAUGUACCUACAACAAAAAAUGUAGCUACUAUAAAAAUAAUAAUAACUCUUUUUAUCUAUAUAAAAUUCCUGACUCAAAAACGAGAAUGCAAAUAUUAUUAUGCUUACGGUCGGUGAAAUUAUUAUAAUAUAUAGGUACCUAUGUAAAAAUAAUUUGGCUAUAUCUGAUCGCAAUCGCAUUGCGCAUACCGGUGCUUACACAUACAAUAAUUUAUUAAUAACAUCCCGAGUUCAGGAUUACGUAGUUUACAAUUUCAUCUUAUUGUUGCUAACUGCUUUUCAUAAUAUUGUACUAUUAAGAAGUAAAAAGCUGAUACUGGAGAUGAGAGCGGCCACUGUUGUAGGUGAGAAGUUGGGAAAGUAGGAUACAUAAGGUUAUUUCAUUUAUAUCUGUAACCAACGAUAAGACAUUGCUUGACGAAAGACGAUUGCAAGCGCAGUUCGGUAAUACAUAAUUUGAAGUGCUGUAAUUUUUUUUGCGAUUUCCGUUCAAAUUUGAUUUCAAAACGCUAAUUAAAAAAAAAAAAGUGAUCUGAUUAUUUUGGAAAUUUUACCAUUUCUAGGCAAGUCCAAUAUAAGUAUUAUUACUAAAUUUUAAGUCUUUACAUAAAUUUAUAACCAAAUUACAGCAAAAAACUCCCAAAAAUUAAAAUUUCUUAAAAGCUUAAAAGUGAUUAAAAAGUUUUGGCAAUAAUACCGUAAGAAAGUAAAUCAAAAAGUCAACAAAAAAGGUAUUUGUAGUUUUUCAAUUAAAUCAUUUUUUCUGGUAGAAAACGUCGUCAAUGUUUUUAUAAAAUAAUGAUAUCGUGGAAUUGUAUGUUUUUCUACGUUUUUUCCCACUUAAAUGCUUUUAUUUAAAAAAUUGUGUCGAAAAUCAAAAAAUGACCUCUCUAGUAGUAGUAUAGUAUAAUUAAGACAACGAAAAAAUAUAUCCACAGACUAGAACAAAGAAAAAGAAGAAAAAAUAAACAGCAUUGUAAAACCAAUAGCUCUUUCGCUACGCUUGGAAUCUAAAAAAUAAAAUAAUUCCGAACUUUAAUAUACCUAUAUAAUAAUACUACUACGUACUACUUUGAACCAGAAACGCAUUUGGGGAGAGUAGAGUAUGCAAUUGCACCCCUUACUUUUAAAAUAGUCCCAAAUAGUCUGUAGAAAUAAUGCACCAUUUUUAUAUACUUAAUUAAAAUAAAACUAUAUUUUUUUUUGUUAAUAAUAUUGGUAUUUUACUGGCAAUAAACAAAUAUCAUGUAAUUUUGUUAUCAAGUAAUUGAGUAAGCAAUAAAUGUAUAGUGUAUUUUGUAAUCUACCGAACAUACCUGAUACCUACAAAAUACAGGUAUAGAUAAGGAACCUAGUCUAAUCAUACUGUCAAAAGUUGGAUAACUUCGCUGUUGAACGGUUAACGGUCGCUUUUAAGGAAACAUUAAAAAUUGGCAUCAAAUGAAAGACUUUUUCAUUGUUUAAAAAUAUAAAAUCAUAUUUACGCACUUCCGUGAGUUAUGAUUAAAAGCUAAAUGAUGAUAUAAUUUAUGGUGAUAAAUUUUGAAAUAGAAAAAGUCUUCAAUAAUAUCGAUUUAGAAAAAUCUGUUGAUGUAUUUGUUGGACUUAAAAAAAUACUGGUAUCCUUUUAUAUAAAUACAAUUUAUUUAUUUUUUUUAAACGUUCUGAAUGUACAAAAGUUAUGGAUACGUAACAAUUAAUAAUAAUGUGAUUUACUUUAUUUCUUUUUUCACUGUAUUUAUUAUCGUCAAUGUUUGUGCGCGUUACUUAUUGGUUUUCACAGGUAAAGUAUCAAUUACCUAUUUAUUAUUUUUUAGAUUUUAAAUAGCUUUUUACUAUUUGUGUUUGUUGUCAUUCAUAAUUUAUUGAAAUAAUUAAAAUCAGGAUAAUAUACACAGGUAUGUGUGUAUAUUUUUAUAUUGCCUGGUGAAAUAUUUAAAACGGUCUGCUUAAAACCACGCACACCCGAAAACUGAAAUGACGCCCUUGCCUUGAACUCCGAGUAGAUACUAUUACUAUACAAGUAGAUUGUUGAACGUCUUUUUCUCACUACUUAUUUCAGCGUCUGCCUUAUGGACCAAUAGAGCUCAAACUCGGGAAUUAGAAUUGUUUUAUAGGCGUAUUGAAGUGAUAAUAUUUUGGUUGAAUUGUACUAUGAAAUUCACCAUGUCGUUGCACCAUGAGAUGCUAUUUCAUAUAGAACAUAAUAUAUAUGCAAUAUGCAUGGUAUAUGUAUAAUGUAUAUAUGGAUGUUUCUUUUGAUAAUUUUAACUUUCAACGACUUCUCGAACUAUUUGUACAUUCGUAUUUCAUGGUUUCACAGGAAAUAUCGGAUUUUAUCCCCAAUCGUAAAGAGUAAAACGUAGAUAAUAGAACUGUGACAACAAUAACUAUGUUAGAUUAAUUAUACACAAAAAAAAAAGGUAUCUCGUAAUUUUUUGAUUAAAGCAAGAUUUUCCGUAGAAAACAUAAAUCGUACAAAAUAAAAUAAUGAAAUCAAUAAAGCCAUGUCACGCGUUUUUAGAUACUAGAUACGUUUUUAUCCAUACUAGAUCAAAAAUGCAACAAAUAUUGUCUAUUGACAUUUUUUGAUAGAAAAAUGGUUUACAGACAAAAAAAAGUAUAUUAUUUAAAACAAAAACAUACGCAUUAUAGUAAAACCAAUACACUCGUCACUUCGCUCAGAAUCCGAAAAUUGAAAUAAUGUGACGGUGAUAACUUAUUGUCACCGUCAUAGGUAGGGAGGGGGGGGGGGAAUUCGACUCCUCUAGUGACGGAGCUCUGCUCCUCGCGAACGUUUUCAUGUGGACGAUUUGACGAAUAACAUAUUAUAUCAUUAUAAUACCUACUUACAUAUUUAUGUACUUCUAUUAUAUGAUAGACUUGUACAUUCUAUUUGUUUUUUUUCCAGCUCAUCGUCACGAUCAAUGCUAAAAACGCCCACGAUUAAUAUCCGGAUAAUGAUGAUGAUCGUGUGGCGCAUAAUACACAUUAAACAUAUUGUUAUUCAUUGUAAAUUAUUAUAUUGUUUUAGAAAAUGUUUGUACUUUUCGUAUACGUUUCACGAGGAAAAUAUACAGUAAGAGUAUGUUAUGACUGUUAUGAGUUAUGACGAUUUUUUUUGAAUAAUUUACCUAAAUACAUAUCUCAUUGUAUAAGAUAAUAACCCACGUAAAAUCAAUAUUAUCAUAGAUUCAAAUGUAAAAUACAUAUUUAUAACAUGGGUAUAUUUGAAUCCAUUAUCUGAAUAAUAUUCAUAUUUUGAUCCGGUACUUAUGUAAUAAAUUUUUAUAAUGUAUACGCGU